UUAUGGUCUUCAUCUGGCACCUGUCAAUUUGUCAAUAUUUUUGAUUUCCGAAAAAAAGGUUGCCGAAUUUGUCACACAAUAACAUGGACGAAAUUGAAAAAGAAAAAAUAGCGGCUCUGCCUUCACAAUUACUGGUUACCACAAUAUGCCACCCCAUGGAAUAUGCGAAGGUCCUCAUCCAACUCGGAUACGAGCCUUUACCGCCGCGGCGUUCGACAACCCUCUUCGGUCGGCCCGCUAUGAUAUUACCUAACGUCUUUCAGUACAUAAAGUAUAUCAAGAAGUCCGAUGGUUUCUUCGGUUGCUACACGGGAUUGUCGGCGAGAGUGCUCGGUUUGAUCGCAUCUAGUCAACUAACCUCGAAGGUUAUACACGUCUGCGGAAUCGACCUCCCUGAGAUCAACGAUCCUCCAAACAUUGUCACCGAUGAGGAACCCAAUCUAGAAGAAUACUACAAACUCGGACGUCGGGACAUGAUCAUGCACACAGCAUCAGUCAUAGUGUCAUACCCUUUCCAUGUAGUGUCAGUUAGAAUGAUGGCUGCAUUUAUUGGCAAGGAUGAGGAAUACAGCUCUUUAUUGGGCGCGAUUGUAUCGAUUUACCGAGACGACGGUAUUCUGGGCUUCUUCCACGGUAUAGUGCCCAAGUUGUUUGCAGAUUUGACAUGUGUCGCUGUCACUGGCAUUUUGGCCUACUAUGUAAACAAAUAUCUUGUGAAAACGAAAGACCUAAGAUACUACACUGUGCCAUUACUUACAUUUGUGACUAGUACGCUAACCUACCCACUAGUGGUAGUGUCAACUUGCAUGGCUGUUGCUGGGAGCAGCCUGAAGGCAGGCAAUCCCCCACUGAUGCCUGUCUAUCCAUCGUGGCAAGCGUGCUGGCGAGACCUUCUAAGGAAUAAGCAACACAAAAGAGGUUCAUCCCUAAUCUUUAGGUACUACAUUGCUCCCAUUGCAGCCAUGCAGUAAUCACCUCAACCCUAAUUUACUAUUGCAUUUAUUACAUUGUGUUUAUUCGCUAAGUGUUAUUCCACAAUCACCAAAGUAGAGAUUUUGACCUCUAGUAGAGACAUAUGUGUAAAGUGAUUACUGUAAAUAAUUUAGUAUAAAUGAUGUUUCAUGUGAAUUCGUUUUGCUAGAUUGUUGAGAACAGGUGGGGUUAUAUUUUAAAUAAAUAUAUUUUGUUUCAA
Messenger RNA from Maniola jurtina (meadow brown), 1192 nucleotides. RefSeq names its product mitochondrial carrier homolog 2-like (gene Mtch). The transcript has a single exon. Lineage: Eukaryota; Metazoa; Arthropoda; Insecta; Lepidoptera; Nymphalidae. Bases 84 to 971 code for a protein of 295 amino acids. The record is from RefSeq and is a predicted model, not a curated record.